AUGUCGCUCAUUCGCCAUGCCCUCACUCGAGCUUCAACAGCUUCUCGAGCUCUGAGCUCGCAGAGCAGCUGCACCGCACCGACCUCUUUCUCCACCUUUGCUCCUCUUCUAGAGUCCAGCUCCAACUCGAGCGUACCUGCCAAGAAGGACCAGGUCAGAGAUCUUGCGGCCGAACAGAGGGCCCGUCAGUCUGAACCUGUCGCUGCGGAUGUGGUGAGCGAUGCGCCAAGUGAGUUUCUCGCUUUCUUUGAGACUUUUGAUACUUUGUCGGACCUGGCGGCCCACUGACUGGUCUGAUCCUGCACACAUAUCGCUUCACUUGUCCAUCUCUCACCCUUGCGCUUCCUCGCGCUCUCGCACCAACAGCCGAGCUUCGCCAACGAGCGGUCCGCAUCUUCAAACCUACAAAGACUGCAAACUCGUCUGGCAAAGCGGGCACCAAUGUGUGGAGAGUGGACUUUGAUAUCAUGCAAGGAUCUGGAAGAUGGGAAAACCCUUUGAUGGGAUGGGCUAGUACGUGAGUACGAGAGCCGCUCAUUCGGGGCGCCAGAAAUUCGGUAUGGGCAUUCGUUGCCUCUAAGAGUACGCGAUGGAAGGAGGGAGGAAGAGAGACUUGGGCUCGCAACGGCUGAGAACAUUGGGCCGGUGAAGCUGAUGUUCAAUUGAUCAUGCACUCCAGCGCCGACUACAUGCAAGCUCUAUACAUCAAGUUCAAGUCGAAGGACGACGCCAUUCACUUCUGGUACGUGCACGCCUGCAGACCGACAGAGGCAGCACUCACUUGUCCGCUCAUCUCCCCUCUUCUCCUCGCCUCUUUCGCGCGGCCCGGACCAAAACGCAUAGCGAGAAGCAAAACUGGCCCUACUUUGUUCAAGAGCCUCAUGCACCUCGCAUUCCUCCCAAGAGCUACGGUGAGUGGUAGAGAUUGCUCUUGCGCGAGCAAACUUACAUUGGCAAGCUUCUCAACGUUGACUCGUCUCUUUGCUUUGCGCUGUUCUUCGCAUCUUUCUCGUCAGCCGCCAAUUACGCGUACAGCGACAAGAAGCUGCGCAUCCACCAGACCAAGUAG
Messenger RNA from Ceraceosorus bombacis, 1069 nucleotides. Lineage: Eukaryota; Fungi; Basidiomycota; Exobasidiomycetes; Ceraceosorales; Ceraceosoraceae. The record is from the annotation of a GenBank genome assembly.